Paraglomus brasilianum is the source of this 591-nucleotide messenger RNA. The record is from the annotation of a GenBank genome assembly. Lineage: Eukaryota; Fungi; Glomeromycota; Glomeromycetes; Paraglomerales; Paraglomeraceae.
AUGGCCGAGCAGAUGCGUGAAGUGGCCAAAUACUGUAUUAUCGAUGCUCUUAGUUGUCAGCGAUUAAUGGUCAAGCGCAAUGUAAUUAAUGAAUAUAGAGAGGUAGUGUCUAUAUCUUUCUUAUCAUUAUAUGAUGCACAUUAUUUCGCAGGAGGAAUGAAAGUAUGUAAUCUUUUGGGUGCUAGUGCAUGGCAAAGAGGGCUUUUAACUAGCACUAUAUCAUGCGAACAAACAGAAUCCGGGAGCUUCCCGGGAGCAUAUGUCUUCCCACCAAUAAAGGGGCUCGAAAAUAAACGUUCUGUAACUGGCUUAGACUUUGCAUCUUUGUAUCCAAGCCUUAUCAUGACAUACAACCUCUCGCUCGAUAAAAUCAUUUUAUCUCGAGAGCGUGCUGAACAAAGUGGUAAAAAACUCCACGAAAUUAGUUUUAAAUUCAAUAAUCAGGAUUGUCUCGCAUGGUCUAUCCAACAUAAUAACAUCCCCGAAGAAAAAGGUCUCUAUGCCAAUGUGUUAGAAUAUUUAUCUAGUAAACGGAAUGAGAUGAAAAAACGUCUCGCUCCUUUGAAAGAGAAAAAGGAAAACAUGGAUCUG